GGGGCAGGCCGUCUUUCGGCACUCUAUGAAACAGUGGCAGGCACAAACGACUGGCUUCAGUCACGAACCAGUGCUCAUCACGUGCGUCUCUCUCUCUCUCUCUCUCGUGUGUGUUUAACAUUCGCGCCACUCUGUUCCCAUUCGCAGAGACACGCCAGUCACACGCCACGGGCGUUUCACAAGUUCACAACUUCGACACUUUGUCGCUCGCCAAAGUUUUUUUUUCUUUUUUUGACAGCGGACAAAGUCGAACAUUUUUUCUUUUCUUUUUUUCUUUUUUGAUUGGCCGGCCCAUCGGCAAAGUUGAGAAUAAGAAAAGGCAGAAAAAAAUGAUUUUUUUGUCUUUUGUCUUUCGGCCGACUAAUUCAGCGCCGCAUGUCGACAUUUUCGAUUGUGAGUCUGAAUAACGGCAGUUGCGUAAUCUUGCCCAGAAACUUGCAAUCAGCUGGGAUGACAAACUUUUGGGGGGUAGAAAACGGCCCAAAAAAAGUUCGAUAUUAGACAAGGUACUACUGCUGCUCCUACAUACAGUGUUUGUCGUCUCAUAAGUUGCCGUCUCUAGACUCAUAACGGCCGUUAUUAUAUAGCAGAGAGAAAAGAUUGCUGGAAUUAACUUGACAACAAUUCCAAUGCCAUUGGCGCAAGACCCGUAUAAUUCACGCAGGAUCAACUUCAAAUCAAGAAAAACAACCGAGACCCAACAAAAAAACAAAAAUCCCCGGCUGUCUGAAAAAUUUGAUAUAAAUAUAACAGACGGGCCAAAAAAUCAGAAAAAAUCAGAAAAAAGUUUCGUUCCAGUCAUUUAUCUCUCUUUGGGGUGUGACACAUUUGUUUAUUUUUUCCCCCCUCGUCAUCCAAGAAAAGGGACAAAAAAAAGUGACACGGUAGAGCAGAGCAGCUGAUCUCCUCUGGUGUUGUCCAGCACCGAGAAACUCCUCUCUACUGUCAAGUGAAGGGUCUGUGUGUGAUAUGGGCGCUAGUUUCGUCUGGUGACAUUAGACACACAGCAGAGGCCGUCCCGCCUAACUUGGGCUAAAUUGGCAGCGACAAGUUCCAGCAUCGCUUCCGGAUUUCCACAGGGAUAACACGCACAACAAAAAAUAGAAAGAAGAAAAAAAAAAGGAACAAGUGUCGUCGCAUAUCAAGAUGAAUCGCCGUCUCGUACAGCACAUCCUCUUCUUGGGAGCCGUUUUCAUGGCCAGCUUGGCUGGUGUGUCAAGUAUCCGCGUGUCGCAUCUGAUCGUGCCGACCCAAGUCGGGCGAGGUCACGACGCCCAGCUGCAUUGCCAUUUCAAUCUCGGCGGCAACAUCCUCUACUCAGUCAAAUGGUUCAAAGGGUCUCAAGAGUUCUUCCGCAUCGGUCCCGACGGAUCUCGACCGCAAGUCUUCCCGCAUCUUUCCAAUUUGACUGUUGACAUCCAGCGCUCCAAUUUAUCGACCGUUUAUCUCAGAAACAUCCAGAGGAGUAACGCCGGAACUUAUCGAUGCGAGGUCUCGUGCGAAGGCCCCCACUUUGAAACGGAUUUCAGAGAAGCCAAUAUGUCAGUCAUCGAUUUGCCCCUUCAAGGACCCAUCAUUAUUAACGUCCAGACGAGCUACCUGCCAGGUGAACGGGUGUCACUCAACUGCACUUCGGCUCCUUCCAAACCGAUGGCCAUUCUCCAGUGGAGUAUCGACGGAGAACAAAUGGGCGAACCGCAUGUGAAACGAUACAUGGAUGGUUCGAUUGCGGCGUCGACCUUGCCGGUCUCAAGAGGGUCAGAAGCCAACGCCAGACAAGGAGGAGGUUGGCACCAAAGUGGGCGGCCGGCCGACAUGAUGAUGGAGAGCGAUUACGGCGACGAGAGCGUGGCCACCGUCGGACUGGAAUUCGACGCCGACCUGCCCCGCCAAAUGUCGUCCAGCGGAGUUUUCGCCAUCAGGCGGGUCUCGUGCACGGCCUUCGUCGGCGACAUCUACAAAGCCGUCACCUACGCCAAUCUGUCGAUCGUCGACGGACGGGCGGCCAAGGCCGUCGCCACCGUUCGCACCCCGUCCCAUCUCCUUCACUCUUCCAAUGGAAGUUCGGGACACGGGCGGAGCUGCUGGAAUUCCACAUGGAUCGGACUUGUCGUUUGUUGUCUACUCCAAUUGAUGCGUCAAAUGGUAAUCGAUACGAUUUCGACGGAGGCGUAGUGGAAGAAUACUAAGGACGUAUUUCUUCAUAUAUAGCUCUGCAUUCGAUUAUUAUUACGUCAAUGUAUUUCAGUCAAUUAAAUUAUUACCCUCGGCAUAGACAGCAGUUAAAUGCCUAACGUAUAUAUACAUGAGUAUUUCAUUUUAUUGAUUCCAGUCUUCUGCAUAUAAGCUGAUCAUUUGUUACAUACCGAAUAGGCAUAAUACUCUCGAUGUUGGAAAUAAACUUGUCUCUUUGUA
This is a messenger RNA of Daphnia pulex (common water flea), 2415 nucleotides long. RefSeq lists its product as uncharacterized. Lineage: Eukaryota; Metazoa; Arthropoda; Branchiopoda; Diplostraca; Daphniidae. The record is from RefSeq and is a predicted model, not a curated record. Bases 1147 to 2175 code for a protein of 342 amino acids. The transcript has 8 exons.